This is a messenger RNA of Protopolystoma xenopodis, 186 nucleotides long. NCBI's taxonomy places the organism in Eukaryota, Metazoa, Platyhelminthes, Monogenea, Polystomatidea, Polystomatidae. The record is from the annotation of a GenBank genome assembly.
AUGUCUGUCCAUCCAGUUGGGCUCACAGAGACGCUCCCCUCUACUUCCACUCCUCAGCCUCGAGCGCAGGCUCUCGGGUGGCUGCAGCCAUUGGGUCCGGUCGAUACCCAGCGACCUGGCCUAAGAGACUGGGACAAUAUGCAGACGAAAUCAAUGGCCUACACAAUCAUGACCACUCUGGAGUAA